Molecule: messenger RNA, 3996 nt
Organism: Lacerta agilis (Sand lizard)
Lineage: Eukaryota; Metazoa; Chordata; Lepidosauria; Squamata; Lacertidae
Gene: ULK4
Product: unc-51 like kinase 4
Exons: 37
Coding region: 87-3953 (1288 amino acids)
Biological process (GO): protein phosphorylation
Molecular function (GO): ATP binding; protein kinase activity
Source: RefSeq, a predicted model, not a curated record
GCCCCGUCCCGCCCCGCGCGCGCUCCUUUUGUGUUCUGAGCGGGGCUCUCGCGGCCUCCUUCCCUCGGAGGAGAGCAGAUUUUAUUAUGGAGAACUUUAUUUUGUAUGAAGAGAUUGGAAGAGGAAGCAAAACAGUUGUAUAUAAAGGCAGAAGAAAAGGAACUAUUAAUUUUGUGGCUAUUUUGUGCACUGAGAAAUGCAAGAGAGCUGAAAUAACGAACUGGGUGCGCCUUACUCAUGAAAUUAGGCACAAGAACAUAGUAACAUUUCAUGAAUGGUAUGAAACAAGCAAUCACCUCUGGCUUGUGGUGGAAUUGUGCACAGGUGGAUCACUGGAAAUGGUAAUUGCUCAAGAUGAAUGUCUACCUGAGGUGGUUGUGAGGGAAUUUGGCGUUGAUUUGGUUACUGGACUCCAUCAUAUUCACAACCUUGGAAUUCUCUUCUGUGACCUUACACCUGGGAAGAUUCUCCUUGAAGGGCCUGGAACACUGAAGUUCAGUAACUUUUGCUUGGCUAAAGCAGAGGGUGAAAACUUGGAGGAAUUUUUUGCUUUAAUUGGAACAGAAGACGGAGGAGGUGAUAGUGAUGAAAACUCAAGACAAAAUCUGAAGAACAGAUUCAGAGGUACACUGUCAUAUAUUGCUCCAGAAGUGAUAGAAGGAAGUGACUUCUCUAUAGCCAGUGAUCUGUGGGCAUUGGGCUGUUUGUUAUAUGAAAUGUUUUCAGGAAGACCUCCGUUCUUCUCCAAAAGUGUUACUGAAUUAGCAGAAAAGAUUUUACAUGAAGAUCCUUUCCCACCUACACAGCAAGGAUCAGCACCUCUAGAACCAUCUUCAGACUUCCUUACCUUGCUUGAUUCUUUACUUCAAAAGGAUCCUCAGAAGAGAUUGACUUGGGCCAAGCUGUUGCAGCAUCCUUUCUGGAAAGAUGCUUUUAUCCAAAUUCCCAGUGACAUAAUCUCCAGCCAAGAAACAAGCUCUAGUUUGAACAGCAGCAAAAAAGCUGGACUGCUUGAACCUGGAGAGUCUGAGGUUCAAUUAGAGAGUAAAAGUCUACCAGACAUUAUGUUGCCAAGAACAGAAAACAAUCAACUUAACAGAUCUUUCAAGCUGGAAAAUCCAGAAGAACUACGCCCUAAAAGUGCUGUUGAUGGUGAAUCAAAUGAAUCUAUAUUUCUUCUCAGUUCUCGUCCCACGCCUAGAACUACUAACACAGUGGAAAUAAACAAUGCUGCUGCUGUUCUAGCUACACAUUCAGCACACACAGCAUCUCCAAGUCCUUCAGCAAAGGAUAAAAACAUAUGCUGCAGCCAGCAGGAUAUAGAGUCCAAAGUGAAAGAGCUCAUCUUUUUGGAGUCUGACUUUAUUGUCACCCCUGUAAUUGAUAAUCCAAAGAUAGUGAAGCAACCACCAGUGAAAUUUGACGUGAAAACUUUACACGUACCAGCACAUUCAGCUGAGAAAUUGUUGAUACUAAAAGAAGACGACUGGAAUGACUUCUUAUACCAAGUAUGUCAGCUGACUGACUCCCCAGAGAAGAGCACAGGGGCAGCCAGAGUUAAACUGAAUUUACUUUGCUACCUCUGCACUGUGGUUGGCAAUAAGGAAGUAGCCACUAAGUUAAUCAGCACACAGCUGUUCCCUGUGCUACUACAACAGUUGCGGAUAGCUCCAAACUGGGACAUACGUGCCAAAGCAGCUCGAGUGAUUGGUUUACUGGCAUUGCAUACAACUGAGCUUAAAGAGACUGUUCCUGUUAUAGAGGCAGUCACCCUCUUAACGGAACUGAUCAGAGAAAAUUUCAGAAACAGCAAACUGAAACAGUGCCUUUUACCUACCCUUGGAGAACUGCUUUAUCUUGUGGCCGACCAGGAAGGGAAAAAGGAGCACCCCAGAGAAUGCUGGGCCCUUCCUUCAGCUGCUUACACUGUGCUAAUGAGGUGCCUUCGGGAAGGGGAAGAACGAGUUGUGAACCAUAUGGCAGCAAAGAUUGUUGAAAAUGUAUGCUCCACCUUCUCUUCUUAUGCUCAGGGAUUUAUUACUGGAGAAAUUGGACCAAUAUUGUGGUAUCUUUUUACACAUUCAACCAUAGAUUCUUUGAGAAUAACUGCUGUUUCGGCGUUAUGCAAAAUUACUCGUCACUCACCUAGUGUUUUCCAGAGUGUGAUUGAAAAGGUGGGAUUACCAGCAGUGAUACAUUCACUUGCAACUGGAAUAUGCAAAGUUCAACAGCACAUGAUGACUAUGUUCUCUGCUAUGUUGUCAUGUGGAAUCCAUUUGCAAAGGCUGGUUCAGGAAAAGGACCUUGUGACUACAGUUAUUCGAAUGUUUGAAAGUCCUUCUGCCUCCAUUCGAGCAAAAGCUUUUUUAGUCUUGUUACAAGUUUUAAUUAAUAAUAAAGAGAUGCUUCUUCUGAGCUGCCAAGCAAGAUUGGUGAUGUACAUUGAAAGAGACAGCAGAAAGGCCAUGCCAGGAAAAGAGCAGCAAAGCAGCAAUGAAUACCUGUCAAAAUGCCUGGAUCUUCUCAUCUAUCACAUUGUGCAGGAACUGCCACAAAUUCUAGGUGACAUUCUUUCUGCUUUAGCAAACAUAUCAGGACGUAAACACCCAUCAACAAUUCAAGCUAAGCAGCUGAAAGGGUGCCUUCCAAUGAUGCCUGUGGUACUUCAUCUUGUGACAUCCCAGGUAUUUCGUCACCAAAUUGUAACUGAGGAGUUUCUGUGCAGCUAUGGAACUUUGCUGAGUUUUGUCAAAUUAAUAGAUUCAGGAGAAACUAACUUAGAUGGAGCAAUAGGUCAAACAGCUUCAGAAGAACUAGUUAAGACUGCUUUUUCAGUAUUUGAAGCAAUAAUGCAACAUCCAGUAGUGUUAACGCUUUACCACUCAACGGUUAUGGAUUACAUCCUCCCACCCUUAGUUUCUUUGGUCUCCAGUCAAAAUGUGGAGUGGAGACUCUUCAGCUUGCGGCUGCUCUCAGAAACCACAUCACUGCUUGUGAGCCACGAGGUCAUGGCUGAAGAGAAAGAGAACCUUAACUCAAACAACAAACUUCUGUCUCUCAUUAAAGACUCAUUGCUGCCUCAGUUUGAGCAAAUUCUAAUGGCACCUGACCCAGUACCUGCUUAUGCUCUAAAGCUGUUAGUUGCCCUUACAGAGUAUAGCCCUGUUUUUACAAGCCUUAUUGAAGAAAUUCAUCUUGUUCCAACUAUUUUUCAAGUAAUUCUGGAACAUCAAGGUGCACUUCUGGGGAAUACAAUGCAAAAUGCAGUGGCAGUCUUGAAUAACCUGGUUUCCUGUAGGAAAGCAAACAUGACAUUACUUUAUGAGCAAGGUCUGGUCCAUCACAUCUGUAAUCUUCUAAUAGAAACUGCAGCUCUUUGCUUGGAUGCAGAUGAUAAAAGCAACAUCAAGACAGCAAAUACGUUGCUUCUGUCCUUGCUUGAUAUUUUGCACCAUAUGCUGAUCUACACUGCAAAUAUUGUCCGCCUGACACUACAGGCACAGAAAUCUGGCACAGGAGGGGACACUCAAACCGCUGAGGACCUUCUGCUUAUCAACAAACCCCUGACGGAUCUAAUUAGCCUGCUUAUUCCAUUGCUUCCAAGUGACGACAAUGAAAUAUAUGUGAAUGCAUCACAGUGCCUGUCUUUGUUAGUGCAACUCUAUGGUGGAGCCAACAUGGAUAGUAUGGCUCCAGAAAAUAUGGACAGCUUUGCUGAAGUACUACAGUUCAAAAAGGAAGUGAAAGAUCAGAAGCUUCUGCUGAGAAUCAUUAAAAGACUGAUAACUUCAAAUGAAAAGCACUCUGAAAGCCUGAAGAAUGAUGGAGAAAUGCUUGUUCGCACACUAGAAAGAUUGGCCCAGACUGCCAGCUUCCACGCCGAUAUAGCGAUUGCUUCCUUGGCAAAUGAAAUCCUCAAGAAAAUUGAGCACUAUCAAGGCUCAUUCAGCUAAGACAGUUGUUGCUUUAGAAAUAGCGUAAAUAAAAAUUCUCAUU